UCACUUCCUGGAUACUUUAAACUGUCAAACGAAACAAUAGUGACGAUAAGAGGCUGAACAACAUCUGCUGUCACAACCCUGGAUAAAGUUAUGAAUUUUCACUGCAGAAAGAAAGCUCAGUGAGAGGUGACGGAGCUGCAGGCGCUCAUGGAGGACUUCAGGAGGUCGUACCUGAGGCUGUGUAAGGAGGGAGGAAUAGAUACUCAGGAAUCAGUGCUGGCUCAACUGCAAGACACGAGAACAGUGACGGGCAGCUGUAGACUGGACCUGAGGGGGCAGAGCAUCACUGUGGACACCUGCAGCGUGCUGGGAAGAGUCCUGCAGAAUGACGCCGUCUUCACAGAGAUCCUCCUCAGCGACUGCAUGCUCAGUGAGGAAGGUGUCAAGCUGCUACUAAAUGGGCUUUGCUCCAACACCACAGUGAAAGUUUUGGAUCUGAAGGGGAACAACAUGAGAGGAACAGGAGCUGAGGCUUUGGGACAGUUGUUAGUGAGGAACAAGAUACUGCGCAGACUUGUGCUGGAGUGGAAUGCUCUGGGAAUGUGGGAGGAAGGAUUUGCUGUAUUUUGUGAAGGUCUGGCCUCCAACACCUCUCUCAGCCAGCUUGACCUGCGCAAUAAUCAAAUCAACCACCAGGGGGCGGCGGAGCUCUGCUUAGCACUGAAGAGGACCUCCACUCUACAAGAGCUGGAUCUCAGAUGGAACAACAUUGGGCUGCUGGGCGGUCGAUCUAUACUGGAGGCAAUGCAGCAGAACCGCGCACUGAUCAAACUAGAGAUGGCUGGAAACAACAUUCCCAGCGACACGCUCAGGGCCAUCGAACAGUCCAUGAAUCACAAUGCAGACAGGCAGUCGACACUGAGAGAGAGCCGGAGCAGGACUCAAGUGCUCAGCAAAGAGAUCCAGCUCCUAAAGGAUGAGAAAAGCCGACAGUUUCUUAGUAUGAUGGAGACCAUUGAUAGACAGAAAGACGAGAUGGGAAGAAGCAGCAGAAAUUCAUCCAUACGUCUGGGGCAGUUACAGGAAGUGCUGAGCGAGCAGAAAUCAUCUGUAAAUUCUCUCACAGCCAAACUGCAGAUGACGGAGGCGGCUCUAGCUCUGUCGGAGCAGAAGGCUCAUGACCUCGGUGAGCUGCUGACUCGAGUUAAAAUGGAGAAAGCCGAGCUCAGAGACAGACAGUCCAGAGAGAUCAAGAAAGAGCAGGAGGACCUUGCAGGGAAAGAGCAGGUGAAAGUGGCAGAAGUGUCACGAGUGCGUGUGGAACUACAGGAGCAGAUCGGCCACCUGCAGGCUGAGAGAACGGCACAGGGCGGCCUUAAAGAGAAGAUCGCUGCUCUGGAGAGAGAGAUGAAGGUUCUCAGUACCGCCCACAGAGAGGCCCUUCUGGACAAAGAGAGUGAGAUCUCGUCUCUGCUUGAGCGGCUGCGCAUUAGAGAAGGAGAGAUCCAGCGCAUACGUGAGGACGAGGCCCAGAGAGCCAGCUUCCUCCAGAAUGCCAUUCUCACGUACGUCCAGGGCUCUCCUCUCGCUCACUUCAGCCCCAAAAAGUGAACUCUUAUGCCAAGACUUCUGUGAUUUCCCCACAGGUCUGUUAUACACUUUCCAUCAGGGUGCUUUGCAACUAUGCAUAAUAAAUCUACUGCAUAUUGCAAGUUUUUACAAUGCUUUUACAUAUUUGAGUGACAUGUUUUCAUGAAUUAAAAAAAACAAUUAUACUAAAAUACUUUUAAGUGUAUAUAUUUGGUUCGGAAAAGGGGUUUGCCUUGGCGAAUAAUCAGAAAACUUAUUUUCAAAAAUUUCACUUUUUUAAUGAAUAUUCACUUUUAUUUAAAAUGUUGGAGCUCUUUCAAAAAUGUGCCUUUUCAAAAUCCCCAGUGUGCCAUAUUGUCCAUCAACGCUCUUAUAUUACGUCACUUACAAAUUGUAUAUUUUAAAAUGAUUUCCACUGUCAGAGUUCUUCCACUUUUGUAAUGUGUGUUGGCUAUUAAAUAAAAUGUUUUUUUUUUCAAAAAC
Molecule: messenger RNA, 2013 nt
Organism: Sinocyclocheilus rhinocerous
Lineage: Eukaryota; Metazoa; Chordata; Actinopteri; Cypriniformes; Cyprinidae
Gene: lrrc45
Product: leucine rich repeat containing 45
Exons: 12
Coding region: 148-1551 (467 amino acids)
Cellular component (GO): plasma membrane; centrosome
Molecular function (GO): protein binding
Source: RefSeq, a predicted model, not a curated record